GGGGGGAUUUAUUUCUGGCGGGGGGCGGGGGGGCUGCGUGAGAAUCAGGCGCUGAGACAUGGACAGCCGCUUGCAGGAGAUCCGGGAGCGCCAGAAGCUACGGCGACAGCUCCUCGCGCAGCAGUUGGGAGCGGAAAGUGCUGACAGCAUUGGCGCUGUGUUAAACAGCAAAGAUGAGCAGAGAGAAAUUGCUGAGACGAGGGAAACUUGCAGGGCAUCCUAUGAUACCUCUGCUCCAAAUGCAAAACGUAGGUAUCAAGAUGAAGGAGAGACAGAUGAAGAUAAAAUGGAAGAAUAUAAGGAUGAACUUGAAAUGCAACAGGAGGAAGAGAAUUUGCCAUAUGAAGAAGAGAUUUACAAAGAUUCAAGUACUUUCCUUAAGGGAACACAGAGUUUAAACCCCCACAAUGAUUACUGCCAACAUUUUGUAGACACUGGACAUAGACCUCAGAAUUUCAUCAGGGACGUAGGUUUGGCUGACAGAUUUGAAGAAUACCCUAAACUAAGAGAGCUCAUCAGGUUGAAAGAUGAGUUGAUAGCUAAAUCUAACACUCCUCCUAUGUACUUACAGGCAGAUAUAGAAGCCUUUGACAUCAGAGAACUGACACCUAAAUUUGAUGUGAUUCUUCUGGAACCCCCACUAGAAGAAUAUUACAGAGAGACUGGCAUCACUGCUAAUGAAAAAUGCUGGACUUGGGAUGAUAUCAUGAAGCUAGAAAUUGAUGAGAUUGCAGCACCCCGAUCUUUCAUUUUUCUCUGGUGUGGUUCCGGGGAGGGACUGGACCUUGGAAGAGUGUGUUUACGCAAGUGGGGUUACAGGAGAUGUGAAGAUAUCUGUUGGAUUAAAACUAACAAAAACAACCCUGGCAAGACUAAGACUUUAGAUCCGAAGGCUGUCUUCCAAAGGACAAAGGAACACUGCCUUAUGGGCAUCAAAGGAACAGUUAAGCGCAGCACAGAUGGCGACUUCAUUCAUGCGAAUGUGGACAUUGACUUGAUUAUCACGGAAGAACCAGAAAUUGGCAACAUAGAAAAGCCUGUGGAAAUUUUUCACAUCAUUGAACAUUUCUGCCUCGGGAGAAGACGUCUUCAUCUGUUUGGAAGAGAUAGUACAAUUCGACCAGGCUGGCUCACCGUGGGACCGACGCUCACGAACAGCAACUACAACGCGGAGACGUAUGCGUCAUACUUCAGCGCGCCCAACUCCUACCUGACGGGCUGCACGGAGGAGAUCGAGCGGCUCCGACCCAAGUCGCCCCCGCCCAAGUCCAAGUCGGACCGGGGCGGAGGCGCGCCCAGGGGUGGCGGGCGUGGGGGCACGUCAGCGGGCCGUGGGCGCGAGCGUAACCGCUCCAACUUCCGUGGGGAGCGGGGUGGCUUCCGGGGGGGCCGCGGGGGUGCACACCGGGGGGGCUUCCCGCCACGGUAG
This is a messenger RNA of Sorex fumeus (smoky shrew), 1429 nucleotides long. It is a transcript of the gene METTL14, whose product is annotated as methyltransferase 14, N6-adenosine-methyltransferase subunit. Gene Ontology annotation, cellular component: RNA N6-methyladenosine methyltransferase complex; nucleus. The transcript has 11 exons. NCBI's taxonomy places the organism in Eukaryota, Metazoa, Chordata, Mammalia, Eulipotyphla, Soricidae. Gene Ontology annotation, molecular function: mRNA binding. The record is from RefSeq and is a predicted model, not a curated record. The coding region runs from base 59 to 1429 and encodes 456 amino acids.